Messenger RNA from Rana temporaria (common frog), 3766 nucleotides. Its product is annotated as transient receptor potential cation channel subfamily V member 1-like. Gene Ontology annotation, cellular component: membrane. Gene Ontology annotation, biological process: calcium ion import across plasma membrane. Gene Ontology annotation, molecular function: calcium channel activity; protein binding. The coding region runs from base 867 to 3203 and encodes 778 amino acids. The transcript has 16 exons. Lineage: Eukaryota; Metazoa; Chordata; Amphibia; Anura; Ranidae. The record is from RefSeq and is a predicted model, not a curated record.
UACUAUGAGAUCUUCCUGCACUUUUGUUGAAAUGUAAUAGUUCCUCUUUUUGCUAUGUGGUCACAUAGGGCGUGCUCUUAUCUCUGCCUCCAGUACAGCAUGGGUGGUUCAGGGACCCAGCACUCCAUGCAGGCAGAUAUGUGACUUUCUAGUGACAGAUGUUUCCCUCAUAUACUGUCACUGCAAACUACUUGUAACUACAUAAGCAGACUACUGUAACAGAUAAGAGUGCAGAAGUCUGAGCACAGAGGAGGGUGCUUGGCUGAAAACUACUUGGAGUAUGCAAUGGAGGAACAGAGAAAAGAAAGGGAGGGAUUGUGUACUGGAAGAAAAGGGGGCACUGAGCUAGAAAAUGGGAGGUAUAAGCUGAGGAGGGGUAAGAGGGACUUUGCAGAAUGGACUCACUCUGGAGUUAGGUGCCAGUGAACUGCUACCAGAAGAAGCAAUGUAGCUUUGAAGGCUAUUCCAAGGGUAAUAAAGAGCCUAAAAAGUCCUAUAAAAUAAGAUUAUGUUAACAACCGUCCAUCAUUUCAAUACUUCUGUCCUCAGCACACAGGGUUAAAGCAGUGCUACUCUUGCAACGUGACUUAUAAAGACAGACAGUCCAUCCAAUGGCAUGCAAGGGCUUGUAGAAGGGAUUUUAGGCACUGGAAUUUGCUGGGCUGCUAUUGCUCUGCAUUGGAUUCUCAUUUGUGACUCAACAGUGCAAAGAAGGGGUUUGAUCAGUGUUUUGUCACUUUGUGCCUGUUUGGUGGUGUUGUUCAGUCUGCCAGGAGUGAGACACUGUGGCUGCUUCAGUAUUGGCUGAUGUGGAUUGCUUCUCUAUCCGGAUCCUUACAGACACACCGUUGUAGAAGAAAUCAACAAUGUCUCAAUCAGAUUCUGAUAACUCAGAUACACCAAAGAGGAGGUUUGAAUUAGAGGUUGAAGACAAUGACACGAAAGCCGCCUUUAGUAAAGGAGAAAAAGAUGGAAAAAGAGACAAGAAGCCACCCAUGGAAUCAUCCAUGCAGGGCGAAGGCAACAAUUUCCCACUUGAAAUUCAUUUUGACACAAGUUUCCUUCCAUCACUACCAGCCUCCAAAGUCAAGGCCCCCGUCAUUGAUCCUAAAGAUGUUUACACAAGAGACAGAAUCUUUGAAGCCGUUGUCAAUCAUGACACAGAGGACCUUGCUGCACUAAAAACCUAUUUGCACAAAUCUAUGAAACAUCUCACCAAUGCAGAAUUUAAAGAUCCUGACACGGGGAAGACAUGUUUAAUAAAGGCCAUGUGGAAUCUUCAGAAUGGAAUGAAUGAUACCAUUCCUAUAUUGCUGGAAGCUGAUGAGACACCUGGUAAAAUGGAAGCAUUGGUUAACGCAGCAUAUACUAAUGAAUAUUAUAAAGGACAGACAGCACUCCACAUAGCUAUUGAGAAGAGAAGCUUCCAACUAGUCCAGCUGCUGAUGAAACACAAAGCUGACGUCCAUGCCAAAGCGGAGGGCGCAUUUUUUCAGAAGAAGAAAAAAGGAGUCAGUUUUUACUUUGGUGAACUCCCUCUUUCUCUAGCUGCCUGCACUAACCAGCCCAAUAUUGUGGACUAUCUCUUAAACAAUCCCUAUCGUAAGGCUGAUUUAAAAGCCAGAGAUAGUCAUGGGAAUACAGUCCUGCAUGCUCUGGUUUUAGUAGCUGAUAACACAGAGAAGAACACUAAGAUAAUCACUAAAAUGUAUGAUGACAUUCUGAAGAGAUCCAUAACAAUCGAUCCAGAGAUGUACCUGGAGGAAACUCCUAACUGGGAAGGUCUAACACCACUGAAGCUAGCAGCCAAAACUGGUAAAAUUGAGUUGUUCAAGCACAUGCUGCGGAGGGAGAUCACAGAGCCAGAGUAUAAACAUCUGUCUCGGAAGUUCACGGAAUGGACGUACGGCCCAGUGCACACCUCUCUGUAUGACAUGUCAUCUGUGGACUCCUAUGAAGCUGACUCUGUGCUGGAAACCAUUGUAUUCAACAGUAGUGCCAAUAAUCGGCAUGACAUGAUAGUGCUGGAGCCCAUCAACCAUUUGAUGCAGGAAAAAUGGGAUUCUUAUGCCGGCAUGAUAUUCUGUGUGAAGUUUUUCCUCUAUGUUUUGUACAUGAUCAUAUUCACAGUGACAGCGUAUCACAGACCACUUGAAGGACAGCCCCCAUUUCCUCUGGAAGGGACACCCAAAGACAACGUUCGUGUACUUGGAGAAAUCAUCAUCAUGUUUGGUGGGCUUUAUAUACUAAUAUGUCAGAUUAUAUACUUUGUGAAGAGGCGUCCUUCUUUACAAAUUUUAAUAAUGGAUGGCUAUUUCGAAAUUCUUUUCUUUCUCCAAGCCGCUAUUAUUUUGAGCAGUGGCAUUUUUUACCUGGCAGGAAGUGAAGUUUAUGUUGCCCUUAUAGUGUUUGCAUUGGUUAUUGGCUGGGUGAAUAUGCUGUAUUAUACCCGUGGAUUCCAGCAGACAGGAAUUUACAGUGUCAUGAUUCAGAAGACCAUCCUGCGUGACGUGCUUCGUUUCCUCUUGGUCUACCUAGUCUUUCUCUUCGGUUUUGCAGCAGCUUUGGUUACACUUAUUGGUGAAGCUCCUCAGAAGGCUGAGAAUAGCACUGAUGAUGGAAAAAGUGAAGCAGGAACCUCAUAUUCAGGUCUUUACAUCGCUACCUUGGAGCUCUUCAAAUUUACUAUUGGCAUGGGAGACCUGGAGUUCAAUGAAAACCUGAAGUUCAAGCACUUUUUCAUGUUUCUGCUGAUCUUGUACGUGGUACUCACCUAUGUUCUUCUCCUGAAUAUGCUCAUUGCUUUAAUGAGUGAAACGGUAAAUAAAGUCUCUAAUGAAAGCAAGAGCGUAUGGAAAUUACAGAGAGCCGCAACAAUCCUGGAUAUUGAGAGGUUCCUGCCUAAGCGCAUUAAGGAAAAGUUUAGGUCUGGCCGGUUGCUUACAGUGGGGUCAAAGCCUGAUGGAAAGCCAGAUAAAAGAUGGUGCUUUAGGGUGGAAGAAAUACAGUGGGAAUCAUUUGGAGAGAAUAUGUCCUGCAUUAAUGAGGAGGAGCCUGGUGACAAAGAAAAUGCACACAAGCUUUAUAAACGACCAAAAGGAUGGAGUCAUUGGGUCUCCCGAGCUCAAGAAAAGGCAAAGGAAGAAGAGUUAGAGCCUCUAAAGUCCGUGUCCACAAGCCCAUCAAAUGAUGAAAAAGUCUGAAGCAGGAAGCUGAGGCCUAAGGAUAGCCAUGACUCCUCAUCCUGGCUAUUCUCUUCAUCAAAUAGACAUCUCAUCAAUAAGGGAAUAUAAUUAAAAACAAAAAUCCUAAUUGAAUUUAAAAUGUGGACUUUAAUAUGAUGCUGUAAAACAAUAAAGCUGCAAAGGUUGCAGUGAUACUUAAAAUAAUUAAAUAAUUAAAAUGCCGGGCCUUGUAAGUAAUGUUACCUUCUCCAUAGCAAUCAACAGCAGCUGUUAUUUUUGCAGUUUGCAGAUGAAAAUGUUUGAUCUGAUUGGUUGCUGUGAUCAAUACUGACAUUUUUUUUCUUUCAGCUUCUUUUAAUGCCAAAGACAAAGCCAUCCUUUGCUACAAUUUCCGAAAGUUAGAAGCUAUUACAUUUAAAUCUUCUAUAACACAAAGUAUUCUCAAGGUCCUCUGUUACAGACAAAUUCUACAGGUUGAUGGUAAAUGAGGACAACUGACCACUACAUAGAGUCAGCACUGAAAUAAAUGAUUCCUAUGGGGAAAAGAACCAAUCCUGAUUGAGCUUAGAACGUUCAGUGUU